UUCCGCUUUGGAGGAGCUGUGGGCUUGGCAUUUCCGGAGUAUCCGCGUGGAGCUUUUCUGCGUGGAGCCUUUCGGCAUGGCGGUUUUUGCAGGCCCCGCCAAUCCGCUCCUGGCCCUGAACCCGCAGGAGGAUGCCAAGUUUCAGAAAGAGGUGGCUCAGGUUCGCCAGCGCGCAACCAAGAAACAGAAGCAAGUAAAAGAAAAACUUACUCCUGGAGUAAUCUAUGUGGGCCACCUACCUCCAGCGCUUUACGAAACCCAGAUCCGAGCAUAUUUCUCCCAGUUCGGUACUGUUACGAGAUUCAGACUGUCCAGAAGUAAACGGACUGGAAAUAGCAGAGGCUAUGCCUUCGUGGAGUUUGAAUCUGAAGAUGUUGCCAAGAUAGUUGCUGAAACAAUGAACAACUACCUUUUUGGGGAAAGACUUUUGAAGUGUCAUACUAUACCACCUGAGAAAGUACAUGAGGAACUUUUUAGAGAGUGGCAUGCUCCGUUUAAGCCAUCAUAUCCAGCAGUGAAGCGGUAUAAUCAGAACCGGACACUUCUUCAAAGGCUACGGAUGGAGGAGCGAUUUAAAAAGAAAGAAAAAUUACUCAGAAAGAGAUUAGCUAAGAAAGGAAUUGAUUAUGAUUUUCCUUCAUUGAUUUUACAUAAAGAGGAAAAAAGCAAUGCAUCAAAUACUGAUCUUCGGAAAUCUACAAAGAGCCAGAAGAAGAAGAAAAAGAUGACGAGGAAGAAGAAGAAGGUUUCAGUAGCUCCUAACACUCCUGAGACGACUGUGGAUAGCCAGGGCCCCACACCAGUUUGUACACCAACAUUUUUGGAGAAAAGAAAAUCUGAAGUGGCUGAAAUGAAAGAUGAUGAUAAAGAUAAUGAAAUAGUUUUCAAACAGCCCUUAUCUGGCAUAAAAGAAGAAACAGAAGAGACUGAAACACCUACACGUUCAAGGAAAAAAAGACGAAGAAAAAGUAGUCAGUGAUUCUGAAUGUAUUGCAUAUAAUACUUCUGGAAAAUGUGAUUUUAAUAUGAGGGCUAUUUUUGUUUUUUGUUUUGUCGGUAUUUAACCAGAUACGAUGGAAUGCAACUGUUGACAAGAUUAUCAGAAGAAACACUGUUCAUGUCAGUAAGGAGAGCAGCCAGUGAUUUUGGCUUGCCCCUCGCUGAGUCCAUACCAGCUUGCAGUAGCCAGGCUUACCUCACUUUCUCCCAGUCUCUUCUAUAAUAGUUUCCUUUAUAGAUGUCAUAGCUGUCUUUAGUUACUCUGCCUGGAUAGAAGGGUCACCAUUAACUGCAGGUUUAAGUACUAAACCGCAGCCUUUGCUGUUACCAUCAAAUAAAGAAAAGAAAAUCUUGCUUGACCAUUUACAAGGCUGUGUUAGGCUGUGCCCAUUUAACCCAUAAGGCUACUUGAGACUUCAACAGCAGAAAGUUGAAACCAGAAGUUAAAUGGAGAAUGAGAAGGCAGUUUAAAUAUUAAUACAGAUUCAUUUAUGUGUAUAUGAUCAUUUUACUUACGUUAAAUUAGUUUUCAGUAGGCUAGCAUGGGUUAAUAACUACCAUUUUGUAUCAGUGUCAUCAGUGUGAAAUUGUAUUUCAUGAUUCAAACUGACCAGCAAAUAAAUGUUUUCUACAAUUUAUUUGUAUGCAAGUGGGACUCAAAUGUCUUGAAGUAAAAUGGUAGGUUUUCACUUUCUCAACUAUUUUUAAGUUCCUGAUGCCCUAGAAAUCUGCUUUUAUUAUUAGCUAAUCCAGAUUCAUUAAAAACUUGACACCAUUUUUUUCA
Molecule: messenger RNA, 1783 nt
Organism: Hipposideros armiger (great roundleaf bat)
Lineage: Eukaryota; Metazoa; Chordata; Mammalia; Chiroptera; Hipposideridae
Gene: NIFK
Product: nucleolar protein interacting with the FHA domain of MKI67
Exons: 7
Coding region: 77-979 (300 amino acids)
Molecular function (GO): RNA binding
Source: RefSeq, a predicted model, not a curated record